Molecule: messenger RNA, 3008 nt
Organism: Oryzias latipes (Japanese medaka)
Lineage: Eukaryota; Metazoa; Chordata; Actinopteri; Beloniformes; Adrianichthyidae
Gene: nim1kb
Product: NIM1 serine/threonine protein kinase
Biological process (GO): protein phosphorylation; microtubule cytoskeleton organization; intracellular signal transduction
Cellular component (GO): cytoplasm
Molecular function (GO): ATP binding; tau-protein kinase activity
Source: RefSeq, a predicted model, not a curated record
CUGAUUCUUUAAUCUGUUUAUCUGCGCUGCUCAGCCAGCGCCCAAAGGCGCAGAGCGUAAAUCUCUAUGGGAACAUUGCGUAAUGUGGUUGCAUAACGUUUCAUCUUCGUGAAAGCCAGGAGCUCAGCUGUUUCCAAGUCAAAAGGUGGUCACACGCUCCACCGCGCAGGUGCGCUCAGUGUCUUCAGUGUUCAUCCACUGCUGCUUUCUGCAUGUCGGUCAUUCAAUGACGAUGAUGAUCUGCAGCAAAACGGGUUAGAAAUCACAACACCUUGUUCACCUUCAUCUCAUUCAGAGGUUGAAAAGUGUCGGAGGAGGAGGAGUUGCAGAGUAAGAUGGCUUUGAUGUAACCUCAUCGUGAGGGUGAACCCUUUUGUUGGGACAAGCCGGCAUUUCUGAUCCGUGGAUUGAUUACGAUGGACCGAGCAGCCGUGUUUUGACCUACAGGAGCAGUUCGGACACUCGAAAAUGCCUGGGGGCCAAUACCAGGUGACCGGCGUGAGGCUGAGCCACAGCCUGUACAGCCUGACGGACAGCUCCGACUGCAGCCCGGAGGACGAGGAGGCCAGCCCCGAGCCGCCCCUCACUCCCCUGCAGAAGCUCACUGCAGACAUGUGCAAGGAUGAGAAGACCAUCAAGGAGCUGAUCAUAGGCCGCAGGGUCGGCUUCUACAAGGUCCGUGGAGAGAUCGGCUAUGGGACCUUCUCCAGGGUCAAGCUGGCUUUCCACGCGCUGACUCGAGACAAGGUAGCCCUGAAGAUCCUGGACAGGAUGAGGCUGGACGCUCAGGCCCAGCGCCUGCUCUCCAGGGAGAUCAACAGCAUGGAGGCCCUGCAGCAUCCCAACAUCGUCCGUCUGUACGAGGUGGUGGAGACGCCGAGCCGCCUCUACCUGGUGCUGGAGUACGCCGGCGGGGGAGACCUGCACAACCGCAUCUGCAGUGAAGGCAAACUGUGCGACAACACCAGCAAGGUCACCUUCGCCCAGGUCCUCUCCGCCAUCAAAUACAUGCACAACCUCAGCAUCAUCCACCGGGACCUGAAGGCCGAGAACGUCCUCUUCACCAGCAGCGGCGCCGUCAAGGUGGCCGACUUUGGAUUCAGCACCCGAGUGUCCAACCGCAACCUCGCCCUGGACACCUUCUGCGGCUCCCCCCCCUACGCGGCCCCGGAGCUCUUCAGGGACGAGUCCUACCUGGGCCCCCCCGUGGACGUGUGGGCCAUGGGGGUGCUGCUUUUCUUCAUGGUGACGGGCACCAUGCCGUUUCGCGCCGAAACUAUGGGGAAGCUGCGACGCUGCAUCAUCGAGGGCAACUACACUCUGCCCCCCUGGGUGCCCGGCCCCUGCCAGAGGCUCAUCCGGGGCAUCCUGAAGCCGGCCCCCGCUGAGCGCUACGCCAUCGACCAGAUGCUGGGCUGUGAUUGGCUCCUGCCUGUGGAGUUUCCCUGGUCGUUGGUGCCUCCGGAGCCGACCAACGCUUUGCAGCGCCUCCUGGACUCGGAGCGCAGCAGCAGCGUGGAGGCGGAGCUUCACGAGGAGGUGAGGAGCUCGCUGCAGGAGCUGGGCUUCACCUCCGAGCACCUUCAGAACAACCAGCUGACGGACAGCCGGAGCCCCGUCACCGGGGUGUACCGGAUCCUGCUGCACCGCUCCCAGAAGAGGAGAGGCUGCGACUGUCCGCCCGUGGUCCGCGGGAUGGUGAGGGACCCCAAGAGGGAGGGGCUCCGGGCCUACAGGGGCCUCCGACACACCUCUAAGUUCUGUGUGAUCUCCUAGCGGUGGAACUUCAAGCUAUGCGCUCACGGCCGUUUGACGCUCAAGAACCCGCAUCAGACAGAGGUGUUCACACUGGACACACAGGGAGGGGCUUCUACUGUUUCGACCGUGUACUAGCGCUCUUCCGCCACCUACAGGUGGAAGAGGCUUGGUGCAAAAUGUCCCAAGUAGGUCAAUUGUCAUGAAUCUGAGCAAUUUUCAAACGGUUGGCACUUCCCCGUGAUUUAACAGGGACGCCAUCCACAUGUCACGACCACGUUUGAGUCUUGCUUGGUCAAAGUUGGACCUGGUCUGACUUUAUCGCGCAUUCAGUGACCGUGCAUUUUGUACGUAGAGCCAAAAAAAACGCUCGUAAAAACUUGAGUAUGGAUGCAAAAGCCCAAAACUCGGGUUAACGUACAUUAACAGAGACUUUUCGUUGAAAGUGAGUAAACAUCAACGACAGUCGACGCGGGCGUUCAAGAACGCGCUAAAUGCGGUUUCGUGCUAGCGCUCGUCCGCCUCCUACAGUGGGAUGAAGCUUGACGUGAAACGUUGAAGUCUGGCUCCCCGGCUUUUUCUUUCAUAGCUUUAUUCCGAAAGACUUGGUGUCGGAGAGUUCCGGCCGGCAGAAAAAGUGCAAACAUUCUUUGUGAUCGUGCACUUCCGUGUUUUGAAAAGACUCCGCCCACACGUCACUACCAAAUCCGUCUCCAUCGCAUUUCAGCGGUGUCGCGUUUUAGCAGCCAAGAAGUUCAACCAAUCAUUGAGCGCCCCUUUAGUGGGUGGGUGGAGCCUGCAACCGGACAAAAAAACGCAAAAACCCGAACUACGGGUUGACGUGUGUUUACGUAGACUUGCUUGCGAGUCGAUGCGGCCGCUGUGGACGCACCUUUCCAAAGGCCUUUGAUUGGAAGCGGUGGUUGCCGAGGGCGAUGUGAGCGUAGCUUCAGGGCGCUGCAACCUGCAGAGGCUCGUUGGUGGAGAGGAGACCCUGAACCGCGAUGUUCCUCCAAAAGUGGAGUUUGGGUCAGAAAGAAACCCAAACAGAAACUUCCGUGUGCAGCGGGUUCAGCGUUCUAAAAAGCUGUUUGGACCACAAAUCAAAGAUCAGACCUUAGCUAGACCCUGAACUUCCAGUGUCACAGUCAGUUUCUGGCAGAGCCAUCGGUCCAAUGGUUCCUCCUAAGGCUGCCCCCAUUCACCCCCCCUUCCUGAAAGUGCCUGAUGAAAUAAAGUGGAUGCAGACUUUU